Aureobasidium namibiae CBS 147.97 is the source of this 648-nucleotide messenger RNA. RefSeq lists its product as uncharacterized. Gene Ontology annotation, biological process: import into nucleus. The record is from RefSeq and is a predicted model, not a curated record. Lineage: Eukaryota; Fungi; Ascomycota; Dothideomycetes; Dothideales; Saccotheciaceae. Gene Ontology annotation, cellular component: cytoplasm. The transcript is spliced from 3 exons. The coding region runs from base 1 to 648 and encodes 215 amino acids.
AUGACCGCCAUAAGUAUAGCUGGGAGUACCGGCCUUGUUGGCUCUCAUAUCCUUACACUCCUUAAGCAAUGUUCCCAAUUUGAUCGCAUUCAUGCCUUCUCUCGCAGAGACCUGCCCGCGCAUGCCAAGCUCACAACGAUUGGGUCUCAAAAUUCAACAGACUGGCCUUCCACAUUCCCUCAGAACACUUCAGCGUUCUUCUCAGCUCUAGGUACCACGGCAAGAAUCGCAGGCAGCUUUACAGCGCAGCGGAAAAUCGACUACGACCUUAAUCUAGCUCUGGCACAAAGCGCAAGAGCUGCAGGCGUACAGACUUAUGUGCUCAUCUCGACAAGUGGCGAGCUUGAUGAAGCCGUCAAAGAGAUUGGCUUCGAGCAUGUGAUUAUACUAAAGCCGGGCUUACUGGUGGGAAUAAGAGAAGAUAGUCGACCUGGUGAAUUCAUGGGUAGGAGCAUGGCAUCCUUCUUGGGCAAGAUUAGCGGAGGUAUGUUGAAGGAUGCUUGGGCACAGGAUGCGGAUGUUGUGGCACGAGCUGCUGUGUGGGCGUUGUUGGAUGUGACGGAGAAGAGUAAUGAUGAGAGCGUGAGGGUAUUGAAUCAACAAGACGUGAUUCGGCUGGGACGUACGGAAUGGAAAGACUUCAGAUAG